AUGGCCGACGACCCUCGACCGGGCACGGCAGCCAUCCUCAUCUCCCCCCCACUAGACCGAGCCAGCUCCCCCGCCGAGAGCUCCACCCUGCGCCUCAGCAGCAGGCGCUCAUCCUCCUCACGCUUCUCCCUCAGACACUCCCCAAACCCAGCAACACCACCCAACACCACCACCAGCCCAACACCCAACACCGCCUCCACAAACAGACUGUCCAGCGCCAUGAAAUCACUCUUCAACCGCAAACCAUCGAUCACCUCCUCCUCAGGCUCAAGCUUCUCAAACACCUCCUCACACUACUCCCGCAGACCCAUCCCCACCGACCCAAGCCGCGACCAGCCUGAACCCGACAACGACCGCGACCUGAUCACCGACAACUGCCCCGUCUGCAUCGAAGACCUGCGCAUGAACCUCAUCGGCGAGAAGCCACUGGUGAUCCCCAAGUGCGGCCACCGUCUGCAUGCCUCGUGCUUCGAGGCCGUCUACGGCCCACUCGACGAGGCCAGGCGCACCGGCGCCGUCCUCGGCCUCUGCGGGAUAUGCCGCAAGGACAUGCGCCUCGUCGCCUCGGGAGCCGCCUCCAAGAAGACCCUCGACCUGAACCGCUCCAAGAUCAAAAUACCGCCUCCCUCGACAGCCACUCACAAGAUCCACUCCAUCACCCGCAAGACCCUGCCGACCACCGACAUGAUCGACGAGGACUCGGACGACGACGAGGAUGUCCAGCCCUCGGAAUCCGAGCUCGAGCGGGAAGACGAACUGCUGGGCUCCUGGAACGAGCUCGACCAGCCCGGUCUGCUCCACCCCGGCGGCAUCGAGAGCCUCCGGAUCGAACACAAGCGCCAGCAGACCGCCAAGAAACCCCCGAUCCUCAAGCCCACCCUCACCCUGCUGGCCGAGAACCCGAACCUGUUCCUCAACAAGGACUCCGACAAGUCCCAGCACCUCACCUGCAUGCUCUCCAUCCAGCUCCCCAGCGCCUAUGCCCCCGCCCAGCCGGCAUACCCCACCCCGCUCUCCCCCACCGGCCUGCCCUCCGAUAUCCAUCACCACGGAUCCCCCUUCCCCGGCAGAAGCGCCUCCGUCGCCCCCAUGUCCCCCCCGCCCAGCUCCGGCUCGCGAUCGAUCUUGCUAUCCCCAGCUACCAGCCAGCACCCCCACGACAAGACCCGCCCCGCCGAUUGCAACGGAAUCCUCAAAUCCCCCAUCACCCGCGAGAACUCCAUCACCUUCAUCCCGCCCCUUCCCGUCCACCACGACCACCUCCCCCCCUUACCCGUCGACGGCUCACCCCGCCACUCCUUACAGCCCGUGCUCGACGAUCUGCUCGAUCGGAUGCAAGACUGGAAGGGCCACUCGUCCAAAGACUUUGGAGUCUUGCAAAAAUACGACCAGCUCUACGUCGAAAAGGAGGCCAACUGCCGCCAGUUUCUUGUUUACCUCUUCGAGGACGCUCUCCUCUGCGUCUCUGCAGUCCAGCGAGACUCGAUCACCCAGGGCUGGACCCAGCAGGACGGCCCUAGUGGGCGCCCCGCCCCGCCGUUGAAGCUCAAGGGCCGGGUGUACAUCCGCCACAUGCACUCGGUCUCGGUGAUCCCCAACGACGCUUCCAACGUCUAUUUCCUUCGGGUGAAGAUGAAGGACGAAAAGAUGGAUGCGUUUACGAUGCGCUUCGACGAUCUGGGCCAGCUCGAAGACUGGCACUCGCACAUCAACGCCUUGAUCCACAAGCGGAACAACCCCGUUGCCGAUCCCUCCCCGCUCCAAGCGCCCUUCCGGAUGCGAGAGAUGGAUCACUCUACGCCGAUCGGCAUCCCCUCCACCCCGCUCAGCCUGCCGCCGACGCCCGUGACGACCAACUACCCCGGCGUCGGCCCAGCGCUCGACCGCGACUCGCUGCGCAUCGCCGCCAACUCCACCCGCUCCUCCCGCUCGGACAGCCUCCAGUCUGCAUGCGAUUCGCGGAACAACGACGGCGGGACGGCCAGCUCGCUGAUGUCCGGCUCCACCAAGACCACCCUGGUCACCUCGAUCUCCACCCUCUCGUCGGUGGGCGAAGAGUACACCGAAGGAAGCUGUCCGGACAACAACCCGAGCUUCUCGAACCCGUUCCAGACCGACCAGCAGCAGCAGCAGCAUCCGUUCUCCUUCCGGGACGUGCCCUCGCUGCAGACCAAUCCUGCCUUCCGAUCCGCCUCCCUCCGCCACGACUUCCGGCCCAUCGACCUGGCCCUCGUCAUCUCCAUCCCGUUCCCUGAGCCCUCCGGGUCCCCCAGCAGCUCCUCGUCCUCGUCGACCUCCCUGAAGCUGCGCCUGCUGAAACAGUCUCUCCAGUUCGUAGUCUACCACCUGCACCCGCGCUCCCGGCUCAGUCUGGUGGCCUUCACCGUCGGCACCAACAACAACGGAGGAGGCGGAGGGGCGGCGCGAGGCCAGGGCCAGCUGCUCUACACGCCCUUCCUCACCGUCGGCAAGGCGGCGAGUCUGAAGCGGGUCGAGUUCGCCAUCGAGCAGCUCGCCCGUUCCGGCCGCACCGAAGGCAUCCUCACAGCCCAGAACUGGAAGUACUUCGGCGAGGACAUCGUCGUCGCCCAGCAGGCCGAGGACUGCGCCAACGGGUUUGCUGGCCUCGCAGUCGCCGACGAUCCUCGGAGCGUCCAGGAUAGGGUCCAGAGACGACUCCGGAUGCUUGAGAGACACGAGGACAAGGUGUCUGUCGUCACCGCUGUCAAUCUAGCAUACGACAUGAUCCUGCCCCGGAAACAGAAAAACCCGCUCAGUGGGAUCAUGCUGCUUAAUGACUCGAGAGACUGCUCGACCAAGCCGGAGAUGACGCUGGUGAUGACCCGCGCCGAGGCGAUCCAGAUCCCGAUCCAGUCGAUCGGCUGGGGCGAGAGCCAUAACCCCAGCUCGCUUUGGCAGCUGUCCAACCAUACCGGCGGGACCUACAGCUUUGUCCGCGACCAUCAGUCGAUCAAGGAGGCGAUUGCAGGCUGUGUCGGGGGGAUGCUCUCGGUGGGCAUGUCGAAUGCGCGGGUGAGCAUCGGGAUCGCGGAGCCGAAGUGGUUCAAGAUGAAGAAAGUCUCUGGGAUCACCCACGUGAUCUCCUCGGAUGGCCAGCACGCGGAUCUCGAGCUGGGCCAGCUGCGGUUCGGCGAGCGGCGGGACGUGCUGGUGGAGGUGGAGAUGCGGUCGGCGCGGGAGGUGUACCGGACGCAGAGCCGGCGGUCGCGCGAUGGCGACCAGGCGCUGUUGGGCCUGACCGGCCCCGCGCCGAUCGAGACGGGCACGGAUGCGUUCUUCCGGAGCCAGCUGGGCGGGGAUGCGCAUCUGGGGAUGAUGGGGGAGAUGGACGCGUUUACGCGGUUCUACGAGGCGCAGUUCGACGACAUGAACGACGACAUGGGGCUUCUGGAGGUGAAUGUGACGUACCGGGACGUGCAGGCGGGGAAGAACCUGCUGACGUCGGACUCGCUGAGCCGGGUGCUGUUGCUGGUGUCGCGCAGGAUGGACGGGCAAGGGCUGCGGCUGAUGCACGAGAGCCGACGGAUCGUGGCGACGCUGCUGACGAACCUGUUCCACCUGGACCCGGGCUCGACGGAGGCGGUGGUCGGCCGACGCGCCCUGGCCCUUCUCGACGGCUCUGUCCGCCAAGCCCUUGCCCCGGACCACGCCGAGACCUUCGUCGUGCUGGCGGGCUGCUUGCAAGUGCUUCAGCGGAUGAUCGAGGGCCUGGACGAGCUCCGCCGGGGUCUCUCCGAGCUCGUCCACCCUUCGCCUGGCGGCCGGGCCCACGAAGAGGGUCUCCGGGCCCAGCUGUAUGCCCGGUUCGAGGCCGGCAUGCGCAACUUCGCCGCCGAACAGGCCGGCAUCCUGCGCGACCAGAAAGCCUGGCUCGUCCAUCCGGCCUCUGCGCCCCUGCUCCCCUCCUCCGUCCCCGGCACGCCCGGCGCCUCCCAGCCCUCCUUCGGCCCGCUCCCGCCCUCAAGGCCCCUCCCCGACGCACACACAUCGGUCCUCGAGGAGACCUACUUCCGGGCCGACUUCGCCGUCUGGAUGCGCAACAUGAUGGAGCACUGGAUGCCUGAGCGCUACUGA
This is a messenger RNA of Puccinia triticina, 4095 nucleotides long. RefSeq lists its product as uncharacterized. Gene Ontology annotation, molecular function: guanyl-nucleotide exchange factor activity. The coding region runs from base 1 to 4095 and encodes 1364 amino acids. Gene Ontology annotation, cellular component: cytoplasm; nucleus; mating projection tip. Lineage: Eukaryota; Fungi; Basidiomycota; Pucciniomycetes; Pucciniales; Pucciniaceae. The record is from RefSeq and is a predicted model, not a curated record. Gene Ontology annotation, biological process: septin ring organization; establishment of cell polarity. The transcript is spliced from 8 exons.